AUGACCUACGCCAGUGACUUGGCCGCUUCACUCGGCUCUUCCCUGUCAAGUCUGACCCCUCUUCUUCUUGAAGCGGCCGAUGAGUCCGACCUCGACUCGUCCUCGCCCACACCACCUGUAGCUUCCCAGCCCACCACAACCCAGCAUGGGACCCCAACCCGUGCCCAGGUGAUCCAUGAUCGUGCCUCCUCCUUGCGGUCGAUCCUAUCCAAGCUGCAUCCUUCCCACCCCGCUUCGUCGUUCGAGCUCGCCUCGUUGCUCGAUCAGGCCUUCCCAUCGUCAUCGUCAUCGUCAUCGUCAUCGUUAUCGUUAUCGUUAUCAACCUCCUCGAAUGAUCGGUCCUCCGUUCAAGCUCAGGCACAAUCAUCGAACCAGCUACAGUCGAUCGAAUACGUUACUCUCGCGCAUAUGACCAUCUCGGCCUAUGGUCUGGUGCUCAAGCAACUGAUGCAGCAGGCGAGCGACCUUGCGCAAGAGGACGAGUGGUGGGCCGACAGAGAAACCGAUGCUUGGAAUCAGGGAUUGUACUUGUUGCAGAGUGAGCUCUCGCACAGAGCAACUUGCAAAGCACUCCCGACUUACACACGCUCUCCACCAACAGCUACCCCAUCGAGGCUGGUCUCGCUCUCCGCGACGUUGGUCACCCGACUACGCGAUCUUACCACCGCCGCCCUGCACUCGAGUCGACCUGCGCCGUCCUAUCUCUCCUGGUCUACCUACCGAACCGCUCUUCCCCCCUCGCUCCUCGUCACCGCCAUCUUUCCCCACCUUGCCACCUCGACGGGCGUAGCUUCCCCAACGGACGCUCUCGAUCCGUUUGGAACCGACGACUCGACUCUGGCCGUCACCUCCUCAAGUGGGGGCGUCUCCUUCUCCCAUGCCACUCGACUGGCCAAAAAGACGACCCGAUCCUUGUUCUUCCUCACGCUCUCCCCUUUGGCGUUGACGAGGCAAGAGAUCUUUCAUCGGCGCAAGACGAUUCGUCAGACGAGGCAGAGUCUGGCCAUCAGCAUUGGCGAAUUGACGUUGGCGCCUCAGCCUUCGAUUGAUGGGGAUCACCAAGAACAACAAAGAGCGAACAAUGAUGACGGCAAGAAUCGUACUGAGAGGACUCUACCGGCUGUGUUGACGACGACCGAUCAAGAACCUGCGACACUAGACGCGCUCAAGGAUGCAUGUUGGACAACCUUGGUUCAUCUCACGUCAGCACUCGCGACCUCGCCCAAUUCUUCCUCGAACGUGCCAUCCCCUCCCGAAGCGAGCAAGCCAUCGUCAGCGCAAGAAUGUGCUCGAGCGUUACACACCCUCCUCACGAGAACGAUGGUCGCCCAAGCCAAGACGCUCGAAACCCAACUCGAGCAAGUCUCGCGACCCCCCUUCCUCACCCGCGCCUGGCCCUACCUCCUCGCCGUCCCUCUCGUCUCUUACGGUAUCGGCCGGACGAUCUACAAUUCGCGUCAUGAUUUGCUGCACUACGCUAGGGAUGCGGUUGAUACGGUCAAGAGGUUCGUUAUGGAUUGGGUUUUGGAACCUGUCAGAGGCAUCUUUGAGACCGUGCGGGGUGAAGGAGGUAUGAGCUUGACGGGCAAGGAGACGUUGAAGAGUGAUUUGGAUGUGAGUUCUAGCUGAGGAGGCAAGGCGUCUCGUCGUUUUGGGGGUGUUGAUCGAUGAGGCUGAUUAGUCCCGGUUCAUUUGCGUCGAGCGCUCAGAGUUUGGAGAGGAUGGUGAUUGAUUUCGGGAGGGACGAAUACAAGCUCUCGGAGGCACAACUGGGUGAUCUAAAGGAGAAGGUUCGAGCGGGGGAUUUAACACCCGUUUUGAAAGCGUUCGAACAUGAUCUCAAAGUGAGCCAUACCUUUACAGCCUUAGAUGCUGACCCCAAGCUGAUUCCGACACCUCCACUCUAUUCCCCAACCCCACAAAGUCCCCCCUCCGAUCCGCUAUCUCCGGCUCCCUAAUCCGCACCCUCCUAAUCCAAGUGCAAAAAGUCAAAGUCGACGUCGCCCUCGCCAUGGACGGUAUCGAAAAAAUGCUUCGCUCCCAACAACUCACCUUUGGAUUCGUAGGUGUUGCACCCUCGAUCCUUGUCCUCUUUGCGUUCGGUAAUUGGGUCAAAGGUUUUACGAGGAGGGAUGGGAGUAGUAAGAAGAGGAGAAAGGAGUGGGGUAAGAGGUGUUGGUUGAGUACGAGGCAGUUGGAUUUGUUGUUGGCGCCUCCUAGGGAUAUCGAGGCGUCGACGAAGACGUCGAAGGGGGAUCGAACCGGUGAGAAGGAAAAGUUGACGCAGGGUUUGGUCUUGUUGUGUUUGGCGAAUCUGAGGAAUUACGCCAAGAGGGGUAUCUUCCCUAGUCGGGAUACGCAGUUGAGGCAGGCGUUCUUGGAGGAUGUGAGGGCGAUUGAAGAUGAAGGAGCUAGGGCCAAACCGGAAAAGAGGGCUAAGAUGGUUGAGAGGAUGUGGAGGUGGGGGACAGCGUUGGGGUGGGAAGGGAUUGCGUAG
Microbotryum saponariae is the source of this 2497-nucleotide messenger RNA. The record is from the annotation of a GenBank genome assembly. Lineage: Eukaryota; Fungi; Basidiomycota; Microbotryomycetes; Microbotryales; Microbotryaceae.